Tyto alba (common barn owl) is the source of this 1170-nucleotide messenger RNA. RefSeq names its product protein rtoA-like. The record is from RefSeq and is a predicted model, not a curated record. Lineage: Eukaryota; Metazoa; Chordata; Aves; Strigiformes; Tytonidae. Bases 1 to 1170 code for a protein of 389 amino acids. The transcript has 2 exons.
AUGUUCUCAAAUCCGACGGCAGGAUGGGAGCAAAGCGGAAAAGCGACCUGGGAACGCCGCUUGCAUGCCGAGUCCCCGGCUGGCUCGGCGCCCCGCUUGCUGUCGCCCGCGCUCCGCCUCGCCGGGGCUCCUGCCGCGUUCCGGCCGGCCCGGGCCCCGCGGCCCCGCGGCCCCGGGGCACCGACCGCGGCCGGGGCUGCCGCAGCGCGGGGGGCUGGGAGCGGCCACAGGGACAGCGGCGGUAAAGGCGGCAGCAGCGGCGGCGGCGGGGGCGGUAAAAGCGGGAGCAGCGGCAGCAGCGGCAGCAGCGGGAGCAGUAAAAUCAGCAGCAGUGGCAGCAGUGGCAGCAGCAAAGUCAGCGGCAGUGGUACCAGUGGCAGCAGUAAAAUCAGUAGAAGCAACAGCAGUGGCACCAGUGGCAGCAGCGGGAGCGGUAAAAGCGGCAGCAGCGGGAGCGGUAGAAGCAGUAGAAGCAAUAGCAGUGGCAGCAGUAGAAGCAGUGGCAGCGGCAGCAGUAAAAUCAGUAGAAGCAACAGCAGCGGCAGCAGUAAAGUCAGCAGCAGUGGCAGCAGCGGCAGCAGCGGGAGCGGUAAAAGCGGGAGCAGCGGGAGCGGUAAAAGCGGCAGCAGCGGCAGCAGUAGAAGCAGUAGCAGUGGCAGCAGUGGCAGCAGUAAAAUCAGUGGAAGCAAUAGCAGUGGCAGCAGUAAAGUCAGUGGCAGUGGCACCAGUGGCAGCAGUAAAAUCAGUAGAAGCAACAGCAGCGGCAGCAGUAAAGUCAGCAGCAGUGGCAGCAGCGGGAGCGGUAAAAGCGGCAGUAGCGGCAGCAGUAGAAGCAGUAGAAGCAAUAGCAGUGGCAGCAGUAAAAUCAGUGGCAGCGGCAGCAGUAAAAUCAGUGGCAGUGGCAGCAGUGGCAGCAGUAAAAUCAGUAGAAGCAAUAGCAGUGGCAGCAGUGGUAGCAGCGGGAGCGGUAAAAGCGGCAGCAGCGGGAGCAGCGGCAGCAGUAAAGUCAGCAGCAGUGGCACCAGUGGCAGCAGCGGGAGCGGUAGAAGCAGUAGAAGCAAUAGCAGUGGCAGCAGUAGAGUCAGUAGCAGUGGCAGCAGUAAAAUCAGCAGCAGCGGUGGCAGCAGCCCGGGCGCUGAUGUCCCUGCGCUCCUCGGCGGCUGCGGGUGA